This is a messenger RNA of Engraulis encrasicolus (European anchovy), 1124 nucleotides long. It is a transcript of the gene atg10, whose product is annotated as ATG10 autophagy related 10 homolog (S. cerevisiae). The record is from RefSeq and is a predicted model, not a curated record. Bases 34 to 831 code for a protein of 265 amino acids. Lineage: Eukaryota; Metazoa; Chordata; Actinopteri; Clupeiformes; Engraulidae. Gene Ontology annotation, cellular component: intracellular anatomical structure. Gene Ontology annotation, biological process: macroautophagy; protein lipidation; protein modification by small protein conjugation. The transcript is spliced from 7 exons. Gene Ontology annotation, molecular function: Atg12 transferase activity.
UCCCUCCUUCGACUGGAUCCCGGAAGUGCCUGGAUGGCAGCUGACACUUCCUUGCCAGCUACCAGCUGUUACCUGGAUGAGGAGGCCUUCCGUCGGAGCUGUGAACUCUUCUUGGAGCACUCCCACUCUCUCGGAGAUGGAUGGGCCUGGGAGAAGUUCUGUGGGUCGGAGACAGAGGGCUUCAUGCAUAAGACAGUCAUGGUUCCCUACAGAGUCAGUAGCUUGCCAUGCCAGAGGGCACCGGGGGAUGACGCUGAUGCCCUAAUGGAAGAGGAGCAGCUAAGUGACCAGGAUGAGGCUGCCAGAGAGCUGACGGCGGAGGCUGAGGGCCAGGCGGCGGUGCGGUAUGAAUACCACGUCGUCUACUCCUGCAGCUACCAGAUCCCCAUCCUCUACUUCAGGGCGUCCACCCUAGAGGGCAGAUCAUUGUCAUUGGAAGAGGUGUGGAAUAAUGUGCACCCCAACUACCAACAGAGGCUACGGCAAGGCCCGUGGGACACUAUUACCCAACAGGAGCAUCCCUUGCUUGGCCAACCAUUCUUCAUGCUGCACCCGUGUAAGACAGAGGAAUUUAUGAGGCCAGCACUGGAAACCGCACGUGCUGAAAAGAAGGGGGUGAACUACAUAGUGACAUGGCUGAGUGUGGUGGGGCCAGUGGUGGGGUUGGAUGUUCCCCUGAGCUACGGGCUGGCAGUGCCACCUGCACCUGAGACAGCUGUGACAACAGUGACGACUACAUCAGCAUCAGCAUCAGCAUCAGCGGUAGUAGCAGAAGCAUCAUCAUCCACGUCAGCGUCAACAUCAAUAUGUGCAGCAGAGAAGACUGACUGACCCUCAUAUGUCACUGUCGCUGUUUCUGUCUCUGUCUGUCUGUCUGUCUCUCUCUCUCUCUCUCUCUCUCUCUCUCUCUCUCUCUCUCUCUCUCUCUCUCUCUCUCAUACGCACACACGCAUGCACACACAGACGCAUGCACACACGCAUACACACGCACAUACACACACUGCUGUCCUCCUCGGCUUCUGUGCUCCAUCUGUGGCAGCCUGGAUCGUGCCUGUCACCAAUGUCUUCUGGGGUAGCAUACAUGUCCUCAGAGCCUCGUAGCAUAUAAACACACACACACACAC